CCGCUCGCACGUGGUUCUGGAGGGGGAAACUGCUCUCUCAAGCGCCUCCCCGACGCUUAUCUGGAUCAUGAUUCCUUCAGCCAGGCACUCAGGCAGUGUUGCCUGUCAGCAGCUUGCCCGCAGCUGCCUUCCUGCGGUGCAUCAUCCUCCACCGCCGUAUCUUCGGCCGACUCGCAACCCGUGCAAAGCACCUGCCUUCAGCCGGGAGGCCGUGGCUGGACCGACCCGUGAGGAAGGGAUGCGAGCAGUGCCACCGAGGUGGGCUGUCUUCGGGAGCAGUGGAAGCAGGAGGAUGUUCUCCAGUGCGGCAACAAGACACUCCAAUAAAGGGGGUCAGGCAGCCCACUCACUGGCAGACAGACAGAUGACAUGAAUUGGAUUACAUGGACGGGGAGGGAGAGGAUCCACUCACUCACUCACUCGGUUCUCUGUCUGUCUGUGUGGACUGGACCCCUUGAUGCCUUCAUUGCAAGCAGAUGCUCGUUACUUCACCAGUCCGUCGACCGACAUGCUCAAGCAGCUCCGUGACCUCCCACGCGGCGGGGCGCCCCCCAAACCAGCCAUCUACGUCAGUGCUGUGCUCAACCAACACAUAAACCACUAGUGUAGGAGGGCAGUAGUGCGCCCAUGUGCACUCUGUGCGUGUUUGUGCGAAUCUAGGUUGGUUGGGUGGAGAAGAAGGACUGCGAGGGAGGCGACGAGUCCAUGACCGGCCUAGACAUCGUCCCGGACAUCCCGAUGGCCAGGCCGGACCUCGCCAAACGCCUCGGGGUGCCGGUGCAGGAGGUGCGGCUCGUCGAUCCCUCCUUGCAGGACCACAUGCCGACGAUCUUCGUCCGGCCGAACGCGAUUCUCCUUCGGUUCGGCAAGGUCAACGCCAUCAUCACCCACUGCAAGCUGGCUGUCUUCAAGCGACACGCGGUGGGCGGAGACGGAAUCGCUGGAUGGAUGAAUGGAUGCGUGGGGUCAUAAGGAUGGAUCUCUUGUCGUGGUCAUUGGUGUCAGAUGAAGUACUCUUACCUUCCUAGUCUCAAGUAUGGUGCUGAUCCCGCAGAGGCGGUGCUGGCGGGGGUGGAGAUGACGCUCAAGUCGUCCCUGGACGAGGAUGUGGCUGAGAGGGACGACUAUGAUGAGAGCGGCGGCCAGACAACGGCCACCAGGCCAUUCGAGUUCCUCUGCCUCGAGGUAUUCAAUGCAGUCAAUCUUAUCCCAGUACUGGCAAUUGAUUGACUUGUCGUCGGCUUCACUGUUGUGCCCGUGUGUGUCUGUGAAUGUGCAGGUGUGCAUGUCGGAGGCACUCAAAUGUGAGUGAGCAAAAUGGAUGGCACAGAAGGACGGAGGGGGGAUGCGGUGCGGUGCCUGGGUGCGCAUUCUGUUCCGCCUGACGUGUGCGUGUGUGGUCAGCAUACGUCGAGGACGUGCAGCAUCUCAAGGUCGCAGUGGACUCACACCUCAAACAACAAAACGGCAUGCACACACACACACACACACAAACGAAGGAACCAAACGCCACUUACGCAGCCUCCCCUCUCUCUGUGUGUCUAUCAGACCAAGCAAUGCCGUCCCUCGAGACGCUUCAGGAGCUGACUCAGGUCAAGACGGAGCUGGCCAACGUGGAGCGGUUCAUCCGGGCCAUGAAGGGCGCAGUCGAGAACGUCCUGCGCGAGGAUGAAGACAUGGCCGCCAUGUACCUCUCCGAGACAGCCAUCAAGUGAGCGAGCAAGAUGGAGGGAGAGAGGGAGAGAGGCCGGCAGCACAAGAGACCUUCUUGACCCAUGUAUGUGGUGUGAGUGACUGUCCGUCAGUCAGCCGCGGGCCAAGUCGGCGCAUCAAGAAGUGGAAAUUCUCUUCGAGAUCUACCAAGGCAGUGUGAGCACUGCAUCACGGCCCAGCACCACACGACGCCCGAGAGCCCUUUUACUUACACUCAUCUGUCUGCGUCUGUCUGUGUGCAUCUAGCUUGAAGAGCUGACGAGUGACGUGCAGAAGAUGAAGAAGGACAUCGACUACUCCGAGGAAAUGAUGAAGGUGAGGCUCGACAUGACCCGCAACGAGAUCAUGCAGCUCGAGCUGCGCAUCUCCAUCAUGUCGGUGUCGCUCGCACUCGCCGCUGUCGGUACGGGCGCAUUCGGGAUGAACCUCACCUCACACAUCGAAGAGCACCCUUAUGCUUUCUAUACCGUCUCAGCCGCGUAAGAUCUUAAGCAUCGAAAGCCUUGAGGCAGGCCAGGCCGAAUGAAUGAAUGGGCAAUGUGUGUGUGUGUGUGCGUGUGUGUGCUGCAGGUUUGCCUGCACGUCGGCGUUCUCCUAUGUGCUGCUGACGUUUCUCUGCAAGCGGAGGGGUCUGCUCGGUCGUGCCCUCCGUCUGUGGACGCCCAAGCCAAGCUGGUCGCCAGGAAUGUUCUAAGGGAAGGGCGGAUGGGAUGGCUGUGCAGCUGACCUGACAGCAGAAGGAGCGAGGACACCUGACAGACAGACAGACAGAUGCACCGUGUUAUGUUAUGUUUUAUUAUCUGGUGCAUGAGUGUGUGGGCUGGUUGGUGAGGUGCGUCGUCCCUUUCACUCACCGGUCCUUGCAGAGGCAGCCAGGCAGCCAGCCACGAUGGAUGCGAGAAACGAGACACAUGGAGAGAGAGAGAAGGGAGAGAGAGAGAUGGGUUUGUCACUCACGGUGCGUAUGGGCGUAGAAGCUUACGGCGUGUGUAUUGUAUAGCUGUGUGUGUGAGAUGGAGAAGGCGGACUUUGUCUCUCUGUCGCUGCUGGGGCCAGGCACUGACUGACACGGCUGAACACAAGCCAGCCCACAACUAGUGCGGGCUGGCUGGCCGGUGUUGCUGCAGCGGGAGCAGGAUCUGACUGCCACAGGGAGCAGCCUAGCCUGCCUUUACUAAGAGAACAUUAACCUGAUGGUGUCAG
Messenger RNA from Vitrella brassicaformis, 2916 nucleotides. Lineage: Eukaryota; Vitrellaceae. The record is from the annotation of a GenBank genome assembly.